Molecule: messenger RNA, 912 nt
Organism: Candidula unifasciata
Lineage: Eukaryota; Metazoa; Mollusca; Gastropoda; Stylommatophora; Geomitridae
Source: the annotation of a GenBank genome assembly
AUGUUGAAUCAGUCAAAAUAUGAAAACAAUCGCAGCAAGAACUGUUUACUUGAAUCGCCAAUUUGUGAACGUCUUCAGGCAGAACCUUGUUGGCUUGGGAUCGAUGAGGCAGGGCGGGGACCUGUGCUUGGACCAAUGGUGUAUGGCAUAUGCUUUAGCCCGCUAGCAGACAAAGAUAAGUUCUCAAAAAUGAAGUUUGCAGAUUCCAAAACUUUAACUGAAGAGCAAAGGGACAAUGUUUUUGGAACAAUGAAUGAGUCAUUGGAUAUGCUGGGAUGGAUGGUGGAGAUUCUCUCACCAGUCUAUAUCUCUACAAGCAUGCUUAGAAGAGAGAAAUAUAAUCUAAAUGCCUUGUCCCAUGACUGUGCUAUAGGGUUAAUUAACACUGCCCUGGAGAGAGGUGUCAAUGUCACUGAGGUAUAUGUCGAUACAGUAGGAGACCCAGUAAAAUAUCAGGCCAAGCUGAAAGAACUUUUCCCUAGCAUUGAUGUCACAGUUGCCAAAAAGGCAGACUCUUUGUACCCAAUUGUUAGUGCUGCAAGUAUAUGUGCCAAGGUGUCCAGAGAUCAUGCAGUCAAAAACUGGGAGUUUAUGGAAGGAAUAAUUUUGAAAGAAUCUGAUUAUGGUUCAGGCUACCCAGGCGAUCCAAAAACAAAAAAGUUUUUAGAAAACAGCUUUGACAAGGUUUUUGGAUUUCCAUCUUUUGUUCGCUUCAGCUGGUCUACAGCUUCUCUCAUAAUAGAGAAGAAUGGUGUUGCAGUAAAAUGGGAGGAUGAUGAAGAUGAAGCAGAUGCAGCAUCUCAAGGAAACACAGUUCUGUCACAAUAUUUCAAGUCAAAAGAUGACAAAGGAGAGCAGACUCGCCAUCGCUUCUUUACACACAGGCAGCUGAACCAUGUGACUUCAUUUUAA